Cornus florida is the source of this 1212-nucleotide messenger RNA. RefSeq lists its product as uncharacterized. NCBI's taxonomy places the organism in Eukaryota, Viridiplantae, Streptophyta, Magnoliopsida, Cornales, Cornaceae. The transcript has a single exon. The record is from RefSeq and is a predicted model, not a curated record. Bases 1 to 1212 code for a protein of 403 amino acids.
AUGUCUGCCAAAGGAAAAGGGAAGGUAAACCUAAGACCAUCAAAAGCUCAAAGAACUGAAUUUGAUGACAAACCACUAUGGAAUCAUGUGAAAGUUCUUAGCCUACCAACACGUGGAGGUGGAAAUAAAAAUUGGUAUUGCAAUUAUUGCAAGAAAAAGGUUAUAGGAUCAUAUUCAAAAGUCAAGGGUCAUUUAUUGAAGAUUCCUAAUCAAGGGGUUGAAGCUUGCAAGUCCAUAAGCAAUGAUGUAUUUGAAGCACUAAAGAAGGAACAUGUGCAAUCUGAAAGCAAAAGGGCACAACAGGAACUGAAUGUGAGAAAGAAGGAAGAGUAUUUAUCAUUGCCUGAAGGAUCAGAUUUAUUGCAAUGCAAAAAAAGAAAGGGAUUAGCUCCAGGAGCUCUAGAAAAUUCAUUUAAUGUAGCACAAAGAGAUGAAGCAGAUAAACAGGCUGCCCGCAUGUUCUACGCAUGUGCCUUAUCCUUUAACUUCGCAAUGUGCCCUCACUUCAGAAAAUUUUCACUCACAUUAGCCAAUAGCAAGUUAUCUGGCUAUACACCUCCAACAUUCGACAGAUUACGAACAACAUUGCUGGCCCAAGAGGAGGCACAUAUUAAUCGAAAGCUCCAACCGAUAAAAGAUAGCUGGAAAAAGAAAGGCAUGUCCCUUUGUUCAGAUGGGUGGUCAGAUAGACAAAGGAGACCACUAAUAAAUGUAAUGGCUGCAUCAGUAGGUGGUGCUAUGUUCUUGAAGGCAGUUGAUGCAAGUGGCAACAUAAAAGAUGCUGAGUAUGUAGCAAAUUUGUUUAUACCAGUGAUCAAAGAUGUGGGAGAACACAAUGUUGUUCAGAUCAUUACUGAUAAUGGGAGUAACUUUAAGGGUGUUGGGGGUAUAAUUGAGAAUACAUAUCCUCACAUCUUUUGGACUCCAUGUGUUGUGCAUUGCCUAAAUUUGGCACUAAAAAGCAUUUGUGAACCAUCUGAAACCUCACCUCAAUAUACUCAUUGUAAAUGGAUUAUUGAUUUGGUGAGUAGUGUUCAAAAUAUAAGAAAUUUCAUUGUUAACCAUGGCAUGGUACUCUUAAUUUUCAAUACUUACUCGGAAUUGGGUUUACUAAGGGUAGCGGAAACAAGAUUUGCAUCAAGCAUAAUCAUGGCAAAACGUUUGAAAGAAGUGAAGGAUGCACUUGAGAAAAUGGUGAUGGAUCCAACUUAA